Molecule: messenger RNA, 3601 nt
Organism: Porites evermanni
Lineage: Eukaryota; Metazoa; Cnidaria; Anthozoa; Scleractinia; Poritidae
Source: the annotation of a GenBank genome assembly
AUGGAAGCUUGUUCGUGGUUUAAGGACUUAUUGACUCCUAAAACCUUUAACAGGUUCAGUUUUGUGGCAAAUGUUCUUGGGAUUAUAAUCGCAAUAGUGUUUCUUGCAAUAUUUUCGGACAUGGAAAUCAAUGAACCGAGGUUUGACUGGAGUUGUGCUUUGAACAGUGCUGAUACCGAUGACUCCAUAGAAGGAAAUUGUUUCGUGAAAUACGAAGGGUUGUACAACAAACUCUCUGUUCCUCCUUACCUUUUCGUCUUUGGGAACUUCUCUCUUCCUCUUAUUGUUUGUGCGAUAUACGCAGCAUUGGCUAAGCCAAGAGUGACAAAAGUGAGUUCUCUUGUAAACAGAGCGGACGUCGAAAGAGGACAGGAUGAAACGGUGAACUCAAGUCGUCAAAGAAAACUCUUCACAGCAUACUUUUUUCAACUUAUCACCAGGCUCUGUCUCGGGAUUGUGUUUAUCGUCUUUCUGCAAACUGAACUAUUUUAUCCUCGUAAAUUUCCUUCAGACUUCAAGUGUAAUGUCACGAGAGGAGCAGUUAAUCAAAAAGCGAAUGCAACUGGGAAAGCACAAACUCAAACAUAUGAAUGCAGCACUAAGCGAGCACAUAAGAAGACCUCGUAUAUGUAUGCCUUAUGCGGGGUUGAUGGAUUUUUUGCAUUUAUUCUUUUAAUUGAGAUUUUUAUCAUUUUGUCGCGUGUAAGAAAAGGAAAAAAAUUCAUGAAUGACCAACAGUUUUAUACCGAUCAUCUUAAAUCGAAUUAUGAUCCCCAGGAAGAGCCUUCUGGUAAACAAAAUUCACGACAAGAAAUAACUCUGAGGGUUAUAUCACAACCAGAAUUGCAAGUUUCACAGGAGGAAGAAAAUCACGAAACAUUGGAAACAGAACAUUUACCUCAGUUACAAAAUUGUUUAAAGCGCAUGAAGGAAAGUGUCUUAAAGAACACCGAUCUACUUACAGAUCUCUCUUCACCCUUCAAACCGAACCCGGGUGAAGGCGAUCAACCUAAAGAUCUUAAACUCGACCAAAUUUAUACUAAGUUAAUUAUUCAUCCUGCACCGUAAUUUUUAGGGAGUUAUUAUAACUCCAAAAAUGGAGUAAAAAUUUUAGGUACAGGAUAACCCCUUUUUUGGGGUUAUUUUAACUCCUAAUUUAACUCCGAAUUUGGGGUCAUUUUUACUCCUGAAAAAGAGUUAUUUUUACUCCCACUCUGGAGUUAAAAUUACUCCGAAAUGGGGUUAUUUGUACUCCUUACAUGGGUUGUUUUUACUCUUUUUGGAGUUAAUUUAACUCUGAAAGUGGAGUAAAAAUUUUAGGUACAGGAUAACUCCGUUUUUGGGGUUAUUUUAACUCCUCAAUAUCUGGGGUCACUUUUACUCCUGAAAAAGAGUUCUUUAAACUCCUUUUUGGAGUUAAAGUAACUCCACGAAAAAUAACUCCACUGUAAGGAGUUAAAUUAGCCCCACUAGAGGAGUUAUUAUAACUCCCUGAAAAUUACAGUGUGGAAGAGCCUAUUAUCACUUUCCUGAAAACAGGCGACAACAGCUAAAAGUGUACCCCAAACCAGAGAAACAUUUACCACCAAAAGGACCCGGAGACAUUGUUGAUGAUCAGCACAAGAAUAUUCUUAUCGUUGGUCGCCCUGGAAUUGGCAAAACGUUGUUUUGCACAAAGUUUAUGCGCGAUUGGGCAAGCGACCGCUUAUUCGAUGAAGCAAAAAAUUCAGAAUUACGAUUUGACGUUGCUUUCCUUGUUAAAUUUAGGAGACUGAACUCUGCUGCAGAGCUUAACCUUCGAGAACUUUUGAAUAAAUCAGAAUUUUCAACACAUAUGAAUGAUGUGGUAUGGAACUACAUUCGUGAAAACCCAAGCAAAGUGCUUUUUAUUUUCGAUGGAAUUGACGAAUUCUCUGCAAGGAAAAACAUACAAGAAGAUGACUCUAUUUAUGAAAACACUGUGGAAGCUAAAAUGCCUUUAUAUGCUUUGUACACGAAAAUUGCGUCGGGAAAACUUCUUAAUGGAGCCACUGUUUUAACGACUACAAGACCUACUGCUGUAUCGUGUGUAAGAGAUCUUGAAUUCAGCAGAGUAGUUGAAAUUCUUGGAUUUUCAUCUGGGAAAGUCAAAAACUAUGUGGAGAAGUUCGCAGGGGAUGACAAAGGUGCAGGAGAAAAGAUAUGGCAACAUAUCAGCAACAACCCUAACCUCUUUUCGCUGUGCUAUAUACCUGUAAACUGUUUCAUCAUUUGUUCCUGCUUGCUAUACAUGCUGCAGAACUUUAGUUCCAAUUCCAUUCAUGGUUUAACUAGCCUGCCAACUAAGCUAACCGAUAUAUUCAGCUUCGCCGUAAAGCUUAUGUUCUUCAGGCACAGUGACAGAUACCGCAAUAAAACUGAUGUUCAGGACGAAAUUUUCAAAAAAUUCGAUGAGCUGGCUGAAGACGUGAAAGGGGAUUUUAAGAAACUGGGAACAAUUGCUUUUAAAGGAAUUAAAGAAGGAAGAUUAACGUUUGAAUCUGACGAAGUUACGAACCUAGAGGAUUGUGGCCUACUUCAUCGCUUGCCUGAUUUAAAACCAGAGGCGAAGCGAUCCCUCGAAAAACCAAAAGCUCAAUACUGUUUCCAGCAUCUGACAAUCCAAGAGUUUUUCGCAGCAAAGCACGUGACAGACAACAUGGAAGAAGCCGAAUUACGACAAUUUGUUAAAAGUCACAUCACGGACGGUGCAUGGCAAGUGGUGUUGCAGUUUGUGGCUGGACUUCUCAGUGACCGAGAUAAACGAAUGACUAACAUUUUCACGAACCUUCUGCCAGUGUCGACAUAUAAGGAAAAGCAAGAGGAACUGGAGCCAGGCAUAGUAACCUGUUGGCCAAGUGAGGUUGAUGCAAAUUUAGCGUUAACGUUAUGUUACUGUUUAUAUGAGAUUGACGCAGAUGAUUCAGCCGUGCAAAACAAAGUAAAAGAGAUUGGUUUUAAUGCUGUAGUGUUUGAAUGCCGUCAACUAGGACCUGUUGAAUGUACAGCAAUAGCCAAUUUUCUUAAAAAGAAGAACGACAUUUUAAUGAUUAACUUGAGAAAUAACGAGAUUGACUGCCUGGGAUGUAAAGAAAUAUGCAAGGUUUACAGUGAUAGUAACUGCAAACUUAGCAGCUUAAGGCUCGGUGGUAACAGAGUAACCGAUGAGGGAGUAGAGUACUUGGCUGAAGCGUUAAAGCACAGUAAUUGCAAAUUAAAUAGCUUAGACCUCAUCGGAAACAAUUUAACCAUUAAAGGAGUAAAGUAUUUGACUGAAGCUUUGAAGGACAGUAAUUGCACAUAAAACAGUUUAAACCUUAGCUUUAACCCAAUUACCGAUGAAGGAGUAAAGUAUUUGGCUGAAGCUUUGAAGGACAGUAAUUGCAAACUAAACAGCUUAAACCUCACCGGAAACAAUUUAACCAGUAAAGGAGUAAAGUAUUUGGCUGAAGCUUUGAAGGACAGUAAUUGCAAACUAAACAACUUAAACCUGACCGGAAACUAUUUAACCAAUGAAGGAGUAAAGUAUUUGGCUGAAGCUUUGAAGGAUAGUAAUAGGCCAUUUGCACUAAGAGGCAUGUGA